This is a messenger RNA of Menidia menidia (Atlantic silverside), 4379 nucleotides long. NCBI's taxonomy places the organism in Eukaryota, Metazoa, Chordata, Actinopteri, Atheriniformes, Atherinopsidae. The record is from the annotation of a GenBank genome assembly.
ACGCCUUUAAUCAGCUGAAUACUGAUUAUGCUUCAUUAUGGAAUUGGGGGUAGUGUUGGAGGAGGCCGCCAGCUGCACUUGUCGUUUGUUUCAUUCCAGCAAGAGGGGGAGAUGGUGAACUUUUUCAGAAGUACAGACGAUCUUGGCACACGAGAGGGAGAGGGAGUGCAAAACAGGCACGGCAGACGAGUGAGGGGCAGAGCCACAGGAACAGAAAAGAGGGAGGCAAAGAGAGCUGUUUGCCCAAAACCCUGCUGGCUCUCUCGGUGUGCGUAUCCCAGAGUUGCUCAGCAGACCGUGCGGCUGACACUCGGUGUCUGUGUAUGCCCGCACUUUUAUUGAACUGUGACCAGUGGAGAGUGGAGACAGGAAGGAGUGGGAGAAGGGAGUGGGUUCUGGGACACCCUGUUGGUGGGCCCGGGUGGUUUUACUUGAUAGGUUCAGCAACCAUGCUGGAAAACACAGGUGGAGCAAGAGCUGAUGCUAAAGUGAAUAAUCAGUCAGAAACUACUAAAUGUGCAAUGGAAAGUGGUGACGGGAACACCGGAAUCCAAACCAAUGGAUUGGACUUUCAAAGGCAGACGGUGCCAACAACAAUCUCUAAUGCACACGCACAGGCCCUCCUCCAACAGUCUAAGUCGGAGGACUCGGGUGCUCUUCCGACCUCCGUCCAGCAGAGCGUGUUGCCUCAAACCCAGCUAAUGUUGGCCGGGGGACAGAUUGCUGGAUUGACCCUGACCCCAGCACAGCAGCAGCUGCUGCUCCAGCAGGCCCAGGCUCAGCUCCUGGCUGCAGCCGUGCAGCAUUCAGCCAACCAGCAGAACAGCACCACCGGGGCCAACAUCUCAGCCUCUGCAGCCACACCGAUUACCCAGCUGCCCCUGUCCCAGCCCAUCCAGCUCGCCCCUCUGAUACAGCAGCAGAACCAAGGUCUGCAUCAGUUUGUGUUGGUUCAGCCUGGCCACCCGAUCGCCACGCAGCUGCAGCCCGCUCAGUUCAUCAUCUCACAGACACCGCAGGCCCAGCAGAGCAUAUUGCAAGCGCAGAGUCUUCUAACUCAACUACCUCAAAGCCAAGCUAACCUCCUGCCGACUCAACCAAGCAUCACCCUUGCAACUCAGCCUGCAACUCCUACCCGCACAACAGCAGCCACACCUAUCCAGUCCCUGCCCCAGAGUCAGACCCCACCCAAACGGUUGGACACCCCCACUCUGGAGGAGCCCAGUGAUCUUGAGGAGCUGGAGCAGUUUGCCAAGACUUUUAAACAGAGGCGAAUCAAACUAGGCUUCACGCAGGGGGACGUUGGCCUGGCCAUGGGGAAGCUGUACGGAAACGACUUCAGCCAAACUACCAUCUCUCGUUUCGAGGCCUUGAAUCUGAGCUUUAAGAACAUGUGCAAACUCAAACCUUUGCUGGAGAAGUGGCUUAACGACGCAGAGAACCUGACAUCUGACCAGUCUAUAUCCAGCCCCAGCACCCUGGGCUCCCCGGGCAUGGGUCUUGACGGCAUCAACCGCAGACGGAAGAAAAGGACCAGUAUUGAGACCAACAUUCGAGUGGCCUUAGAAAAGAGCUUUCUGGAGGGUAUCCCUGGCUUCUUUGCCCUCUUCAAGCAGAACCAAAAACCUACCUCUGAAGAGAUCACCAUGAUCGCUGACCAGCUCAACAUGGAGAAGGAGGUGAUUCGGGUCUGGUUCUGCAAUCGCCGCCAGAAGGAGAAGAGGAUCAACCCCCCGAGCAGUGGCGGCAGCGGAGGAGGCAACAACCCCAUCAAAACCAUCUUUACUCCCAGCAGCCCAUUGGUGGCCAGCACAGCGAGCCUUGUCAAUAGUCCAACUAUUAACACAUCCACCACUCUGACUGUAAACCCAGUGAUGCCUCUCACCAGCACCAGCGUCUCCAGUUUGUCUUUCACCGGCACGACAGUUGGAGCCACAAACACUGCAUCCGUCAUCUCCACCGCACCUAUGGUGACCACGUCAAGCAGUUCUCCCUCUUUAAGCCCGUCUUCGAUGACCACAUCCACAGACAGCAAGGCUGGUGCACAGGCGCAGAUGGUUUUCACCCAGGCGCCAACUUCGGCAGCCACAAGCUUGGGAACGGGUCAGGUGAUGGUGUCAGCAUCGGGGCUGUCGGCGGCGCUGCAGAGCGCAGCUCAGCUGCCCACCAGCGCCAGCUUUGCAGCCAUGGCUGCUGCUGCGGGGCUGAACCCCGGGCUGAUGACUUCGUCUUCGUUCGCGCCAGGGGGCGCCCUCCUCAGUCUGACUCCAGGGGGUCUUGGCAGUGCCCUAAGUCCUGCUCUCAUGAGCAACAGCACCCUGGCUACCAUUCAAGCACUGGCAUCCGGCGGCACGAUCCCCAUCACCUCCCUGGAAGGCGGCAACCUGCUGUUCGCCAACACCUCGGCUGCUAACACGCCCAACCUGGUGACCACGCCGCUCUUCCUGAACCCCCAGAACCUGUCGCUGCUCACCAGCAACCCCGUCAGCCUCGUGUCGGCCGGGACGGGGGGGCUCCAGGUCUCCGCUGACGCCCAUCAUCAAGCCACCACAGCGGCUGUGCCUGUGCAAGCUUCGACCAUUACCACUGCCUCCAAGGCCCAGUGAAGCCGGUCGGGCUGCAUACCCAAACGUUUGCCCCAUGUCCUACUUUGAGCACUACUCCCAUCACACCACACGAGGAACAAGGUGUUUGGUUGCUCUGUGCUUCACCAACAACCCCUCAUUCGUUCCAUUGUAUCUAACAUUAUUUAAUCCUUUUUGCUGCCACCAAAAAGAAAAUGACCUCCAAUAAGAUUGGGCUUAAUUUUUUGUUUUGUUUUUCACCCACCCCACCCUUUUGUCAUCCCUGACAAUUUUUCCCCCACAAACGGAAGCCAGAUGAACACCUGCCACUUGUCACGAACAAGUUUCCAGGGAGAAAACAUCUUCGGCUCCAUCAAGCUGUUCAUAUUUUUGUACAUAUAUCCUCCUCUUUCUAGCUCAGACUCUCCUCUGAAACACUUCUAACCAAAAAAAAACAAAAACUCUUUUAACAUUCAAACUCAACUGAUUUUAUGACUUUCACCAGAUUCAUCACUAACAGGGGGUUUGUGUGUUGCCCUGUCUUUAAUUAACCUUUUCCUCUUUUGAUUUUUUUCGACAGGCCUUGACUAAUAUCAUAUCAAAGUUAUAUUUUAGAAACUUUUUUCUCUAUCUUUGCUGUCUGUAUUAUUUGUUUUUGGGACAUUUUCAGAACUUUGUAAGUCUAAUAUUAAGUUAAGGUUUAACUAUCACUUUUUAAUCGUGGUUAUAAGGCUUUAAAAACAAGUAAUAAGUGGCCGAUUAUAAAGGUUAUCAUUGCUUUAAGGGUCGGAGGGCGCGUCCCUCCGAGUCUCUCUCUUCUGGAAACACUGAGUUUUGCAGUCUGCUGCGGCGGCUGUGAAAUCACGGUCUGAACGAGGAUUAUUCACUGACAGGAAAUGGUCGCAGACAUUAGAAGGUGGCGCUUUAAGGCGAGCUGCCCCAAUAGGAGCGCCGUGACAUUGGUCGGAAAACUGUACAAGGCGUUUGCGUUCAGGGGGCAGGAAGUGGAUGCGCGGCGGGUUGUCGGUGGCGGAACGCCUCGUCACGCCGGCCGUUUGGCCAGCGGCGUUGGCCUAACGGGGUUUAUUUGUAUUGUGGUUUUAUGUUUUUUUUUUUUUUAUAGUAGUACUGUCGUAUCUACUUGUGCACAGUAUCUGUACCAAAAAAGAAAAAAAAAACUGGACUGGUGAGCUGCGGUCUGCCUGUUUUGGGAGGAAUGAAAUUCUUUUUAUUCUGUCUGCAGUCGUUUGACUGACCUGCGUACUUUACGAUAUACCAAAAAGAUUUCUUAAGAUAAUUGCUGUGUAGUCACUGUAGCUUAGUCUAGCCGAUAUAUUUAUGAGUACAGAAUCUCUUCAUUGUCGACAGAAUAUAGAAAUGCAAUAUUUUGAUGAUCACUUCCAAAGAUUACAUUUGUUUGAUUUGACAAAAGCGUCUCUCAUAGCUCGAUCUUUAAUUGGCAGCACAACUUACCAAAAAAGUAGAGGGAUUGGUGGGUUGUUUCUUCUCACGCUCUGAUUCUUUUUCUUUUUUUUCUUUUUUUGUGUCCACUCGAGCUUCGGCCUGAAUGCCUCAUCUGGUUUUCCGUGAGCCGUUCGAUAGCUCCUGAUGGCUCCUUUUCCUUACCGAUCUGUUGCUGUAGCAGCUUUGGAUUUUUCUGGACCAUAGCGGAGAAAGGUCUUGUUUUUGUUUGUUUUAUUCUUUUUGGGUGUCGUGCUAAGAUUCAGCCAUAAAAACAACAGCUCUAACCAAAGUGGUUUUCCUCAGUCGUCGCUCUGCCUGUCCGAACACAUGUAGACGACCCCCCCCCCCCCC